AUGCUGCGGCUGAACCGCUUGACGCUCCCGGGAUUGGUCUUCGCUGCUUUCCACGCCGAUGUCCUCCAUCGCGUUUACGGAGGGAGCCUCCGAGCUCUGCAAUUUGUAGGCCCUUGGCCUCGCAAGUCACACCGGCCUCGAGUCCUGCGUCGGGCCUCGCCCUUCCCUGGAUGCCGUUGCAUCGAGGUUACGGCUGCCGACGGCUCGGCGUGGCAGGUCCUGGCUGGGAAGACAGCCGAAGACAACGACCGCCUCUCCCUGAAGGAGGGCCACUCUGAUGAGCCCUGGAUGCAUGCGGCAGAUGUGCCGGGCUCGCACAUCGUUGUGCGACAGCCAGGAGACGGCGAAAGGCUUCAGGCUCCGAGCGACAUCAUGAAUGUGGCCGCAGGUAUUGCUGCCUUCUAUUCCAAGGCCAAGGGCCGGCGCGUGAAGGUGCACGUAACGAGCUGCGGCCAAGUCAGCAAGGCCAAAGGAUCGCCGGCUGGCAAGGUGUUGCUGAAAGGCAAAGUGGACACUUUGCACGUGACCCCUUUGGACCCUGCCCGCUUGAAGCCGGAGACGGCGAAAUCCAAGACUGCCAAGACCUCCAAGUCCAAGAAAACUCUCCUGAACCCGGAGAAGGAGGCUGCACGCUUGGCGAGCCGCCGAGCGUUUCGGAGGAAAUGCGAUUUGGAGCGCCGAAUCGACAUGAUGGACGAGAAGAUUCGCGGUGUAGAUGACGAGAUGGCCCUCGCGGGCAGCGAUGCCGACUUGGCGCUCGAGCUCCUGGAGAAGCGGCAGGCCCUGGAAGCUGAGCAGAGCGCUCUGUUCCAGAAGUGGGAGGACAGCAGAGAAGAUUCAGUAAUGUUAACGCUGCGCGACCUGGCCGGGACCUGCGCAGAGGUCAUGGCCAGCAUGAUGGAGCUCUACCGCAAUGAGCUGGUCGAUUUGCUGGUCCCCAAGAGUGGCGGCGCCUCCCCGAAGCGGAAAAGCCAAAACCCUGGUUCUGCGGCCUUGGAGCAGAAGCUGAACGUGCGCGUGGACAAGUCCGGCGCGGUUCAGAUCGAGCAUCUGCGGGAGGAGGAGUGCAAGACCGCCGAGGCCCUGUCUGACCUCUUGGAGAGGGGAAACCAGAUGAGGACCGUGUGUGCGACAAAGAUGAACAGCGAGAGUUCGCGCUCGCACCUCAUCCUCAUCAUCCGAGUAGUUGGUGUUAACAAGCAGACCGAGCAGAAGCUGAGUGGAAAGCUUCUUCUUUGCGAUCUGGCCGGGUCGGAGAGACUGAAGAAGUCCGACGUCUCUGGCGACGCGCAGAAGGAAGCCAUCGAGAUCAACAAGUCGUUGACAGCUUUGGGGGAUGUCAUGGAGUCCUUGGUGAAAGGUGCUCCGCAUGUGCCGUACAAAAACCACAAGCUCACCCAGGUGAUGUCAGAUGCCCUUGGUGGUACGUCGAAGACACUGAUGUUCGUGAACUGUUCACCGGCAAGCUCCAACUAUGAGGAGACCGUCAUGACCUUGAAGUUUGCCACUCGAGCAAAGACGAUAACGAACGACGUGAAGCGGAAGAUGGUCGCGAAAGCGAAACCUAUGCCCAAGGCAUAG
Messenger RNA from Symbiodinium natans, 1581 nucleotides. NCBI's taxonomy places the organism in Eukaryota, Dinophyceae, Suessiales, Symbiodiniaceae. The record is from the annotation of a GenBank genome assembly.